UUCGCCUUUCCGCACGCAUUCGCGCGAUUGUUAUGCGUGCGCUCUGCGUCUCGCUCGGCUUUCUCGGGAAGAAGGAUCGCUCUUAGUUAGACCGCGUCUGGUUCGAUUGCGACUGCGAUUCUCUGGACGAACUUUCACGUGCAAAAUGUCAAAAGUGCGCGUCUCCAAUGGAAGUCCGACGCUGGAGAGGGUGGACGCGAGGCAGGCGGAUCACGCCAAACCGGCGGUCUGCAGAAACCUCUUCGGCUCCGUGGAUCGCGAAGAGUUCGCGAGGGACGUCAAGGAGCAAAUGCUGGAGAUGGAGAAAGCGUCCAAGGAAAAAUGGAAUUACGACUUCGACAAAAACGAGCCGCUCGCGCCUGGCGACUACGAGUGGCAGGAGGUGGACGCGAAAGAGGUGCCGGAGUUUUACACCAGACCGCCUCACGCAAAACGGGAUACCUCGACCGGGACUGUGGAUCAUAACGGGAACCACGACUGUUUGUUGACAACGAGCGUACAGGGGGACUCUGACAACGCGGAGCACGGGAGUCGCUCGGAUUGCCGAACGGCGCUGACCACGCCGAGAAAAAGACCGUCGACAGAGGAUCAGGGUAAAUGUUUUGGGAGUCUCGGUGCUCUUGCGUUAUUUGCGCGCCAAACGGGACUCAAAUGCAUAACAUUGUAG
Molecule: messenger RNA, 667 nt
Organism: Sinocyclocheilus anshuiensis
Lineage: Eukaryota; Metazoa; Chordata; Actinopteri; Cypriniformes; Cyprinidae
Product: cyclin-dependent kinase inhibitor 1B-like
Exons: 1
Coding region: 146-667 (173 amino acids)
Biological process (GO): G1/S transition of mitotic cell cycle; negative regulation of mitotic cell cycle; negative regulation of cell population proliferation
Cellular component (GO): cytoplasm; nucleus
Molecular function (GO): cyclin-dependent protein serine/threonine kinase inhibitor activity; protein-folding chaperone binding
Source: RefSeq, a predicted model, not a curated record